CUUUGUUUGAAAUACUGCUGCCGCUUUCAGAUAUUGCAUCAAGAUUACGUUGCUUAGCGCGUUAAGUGUUGUAACAUAUAUAUCACUAGUUUCGUCCUUAAACGAAUAAAAACACUGUCCUUUGCUCGCGAGAAAUGGCCGUGAAUGAAACCCAAGUGACAUUAAAAGACAACCAACUCGAUGAUUUCUCGACCAACGCUAUUGUUAAAUCGUUGAGUAUGAAAAACAGACGCGCGGCGGGCAACUGGAAACAGCUGGUUAAAGCAAUAGACGUCCAGAAGACGGAGAAAUCCGCUGAACUUAAUCAUGACCGAAACAAGUUGCUUGGAAAAAGGCAACAAAUUCAAACAAGAACCGUGUCUUUGGCCAACAUGAAAUCCUUGUUAAACUCGCAGGAAGAAAAGCCCGCUUUUUUGAAAGUGUACGACAGCCUGAUGGCGUCAAUGGGAAAGGAAAAACGUAUCAAGUCAAGCAAUCUUAGAGAUGGUAUCACAAAGCAAACACAAAGUUCUGAAAGGAAGAAAGUUGUGCGGAAGAACGUCAGCUUGUCUUUGAACGAGUUGCCAAAACUCGGACCAAAAACAAACGACCUGAGAUGCAAGGAACUGGAAAAAAUGGACACUGAUGAUACCAGCUGUGGCGAGGCUAAUUCUGAUAAGAUUAUCCCCGUUGAGAGACGCACUAGGCCACAAAGUGCUUUUGAUUUUACCGAAGAAGAGCAAGACAUGAAUCGUAAACUUUACUGCUCUCCACCUUCUUUGCCUAGGAUACAUUUGCAGAAAUCUCAUAGGCCCAGAUUUCGGAGUUUUGAGAAGGAUGAUGCGGAUUAUAAAAGAAAGAUUUCUUGCAACGAUGAGUCAUGGACAAAUAUGCAUCAAUGUCGACAUUUGCGUCUUCGGAAACGCUCUCAUACAAUGCACGACUUCAAAUAUAACACUCGUAAAACAGCAGGGAAUACUACCAGAUGAGAGGUUGAGGCUGAGCUUCCCAUUCUUCAAUAGUACCGUGAUAAAACUUGACUUAGCGCAAGUACGAAUUGUAAAUAUGAUUCCAUAGUGCGAAUCAUGUGUCUAUAUUAUUCAUUAUCCAGAUAUGGGAGGCGACACAGUUUUCAAAGUUUUUCUGCUUUGUACUCAUUUGUAAGAAACAUUUUAAACUGCA
Messenger RNA from Dendronephthya gigantea, 1161 nucleotides. RefSeq lists its product as uncharacterized. The transcript has a single exon. NCBI's taxonomy places the organism in Eukaryota, Metazoa, Cnidaria, Anthozoa, Malacalcyonacea, Nephtheidae. The record is from RefSeq and is a predicted model, not a curated record. The coding region runs from base 135 to 968 and encodes 277 amino acids.